GAGAAGGGGGGUCGGGGUCCUCAGCGCGCGAGGAGGAGAGAAUGAAUGUCAGUCAAUGAGCGAACCUGGCGCUGAGCGGCAGCACUGCACCUCCAACACUGUUUCCACCUCUGAGCAAAUCUCUGCCUAUCGUCUCUACUUUGCUACUGAACGCAGACUCGAUCUCGUCGGUACAUGUAACUGAUACAACUCUCAACGCACGACACGACCCGGGAAACUCUGUCUGACGCGCGGCGACCGUCUCACGUUCUUUCCUCGAGGUGCGACUCUACUUUGCUUCUCAUGCUUCGCGGUGAUCUUCGCUCGCUUGUUUCGAAAAGUUUCAGUUGUGGGGAUAAAAGCACAGCUAAACCUUCCAAGGGAUUUUUUUAAACAACGUGGAGGACCAUCGAGGAUGAGCCGCCAGUGAGAGCGACCCCCGAUUCUGCCAGAGUGUCGACAGCGCAAAAGUUUGCACCAUUCUGCCCAUACCGUUUACCCCGUCUCUCUUCUCUCCACCCCUCCCCCACAUCCCUCUGCUCUCGCCCCUAACCCCCCCUCCGCCCAACCUCAGCCCAGUCUCAAAAAUGGACUUGCACCGGGCAGCUUUCAAAAUGGAGAGCUCCUCCUACCUGCCCAACCCGUUAGCAUCCCCGGCGCUAAUGGUGCUAGCAUCAACGGCGGAGGCCAGCCGCGAUGCCUCCAUUUCCUGCCAGCAGCCUCGCCCGUUCGGCGUGCCGGUUUCUGUGGAGAAGGAUGUUCACCUUCCCUUCAACAACGGUUCCUACACGUUCGCCUCCAUGUACCACCGGCAGGGCGCCGUACCACCAGGCUUCCCCAAUAGGGACUUCCCUCCUUCCCUCCUACACCUCCAUCAUCAGUUUGCCCCUCCAAAUUUGGACUGCUCACCCAUAAGCAUGCUCAACCACAGUGGCAUUGGGGCCUUCCGGCCAUUCGCUUCUCCUCUGGAGGACCGUGAUGGAGCGGGAGGUGGAUACCAGUCCGCCUUUACCCCAGCCAAGCGGCUAAAGGGCUGCCUGGAGGCCGAGGCCUCCCCACACCUGCGCUACUCGGACGCAGAAGGGAAAGAGUAUGACUUUGGUGGUGCUCAGAUCCCCUCCAGCUCGCCUAGUGCUCUCAAAGCCGUGGAAGAUGUGGGGAAGAAGAUCUUCGCAGUGUCAGGCCUGCUGUCGGACCGAGAAACCUCGUCCAGUCCGGAGGAUCGCAUUGAGCGCUGUAAGAAGAAGGUGUCACUCUAUGACAGUCAGGCUCCCAUCUGCCCCAUCUGUCAGGUGCUGCUGCGUCCAGGGGAACUUCAGGAGCACAUGGAACAGGAGAUGGAGAGGCUCACCCACAUGCACAUCAGCAAGAACCCAUUACACAAAGACAUCAGUGCAGCUCCAGGCACACCGAAGUCUCUCCUGUUGUCAGUGCACAUCAAACGUGAGGGCGAGUCUCCAGUUGUGUCCCCACUCUCCUCUGAUGAAGCUCACCAUUCUGACAGAUACCAGACAUUUUUACGAGUUCGAGCUAACAGGCAAACACGAUUGAAUGUCGAUGACCUCUGCUGGUGCAGGCGCAACACCAAGGAAAGUUUCAAAAGUCCCCCAAUCCCAGUGCCCAGAGGAGUGCCCCUAGCCCCUUGCUGCCUGCGGCAUGCCCGGAUUGGGAAGAUGAAGCGCCGGAAGCCUGAGGAUGGACAGGUAUGUCCACUGUGCAGUGCCCCGCUGACAGGGACGGAGGAGGAAAUGAGUAGGCAUGUGGAACAAUGUCUGUUCAAGAGGGAAGGUGGAACAGAAGAGGAUUCCGCCGAUGUCGAAGGAGAGAACGGAACGCGGUUUGAGGAGUACGAGUGGUGCGGACAGAAGAGGGUACGAGCUACUACAUUACUGGAAGGUGGUUUCAGAGGAACAGGCUUUGCCAUAUGUAGCACGAAGGAGAGCCAUGACAGUGAUGCAGACCUGGAUGUGGAUGGAGAUGACACACUGGAGUACGGCAAAGCCCAGUACACUGAAGCAGACAUCAUUCCUUGUUCUGGAGAGGACCAGGGAGAGGCCAAAGAACGUGAGGCACUGCGUGGGGCCGUUUUGAAUGGUGGUGUACCGUCCAAUAGAAUAACACCAGAGUUCUCAAAAUGGGCCAGUGAUGAAAUGCCAUCCACCAGUAAUGGCGAGAGCAGCAAACAGGAGCCGAGCUCUUCAUCUUCGUCCUCCACACCGAGGACCUGUAAAAACAGUGAGAUCGAGAAGAUAACAGAGGACUCCACAGCGACCACACUGGAGGCACUAAAGGCCCGCAUACGAGAGCUGGAAAAGCAGAUCCUCAGAGGAGACCGAUACAAGUGUCUCAUAUGCAUGCGGAAGCCGACCCAAACAGGGGCUGAUGGCAAGAAUCAGGCAGUCGAGAGGCACGGGAGCACAGAGGCCCUGCAGCUUGGCGUGUACUGUUUGUACAGAGGCUACGUAACGGGCUGCAGCACUGCCACUGCGGGCAGCAGUGGGAUUAGGAAGCUGCUGCCGCUUCGGAGGGACUCAUAUACAAUGCCACUCACCUCCAUCCAGUGUUGGCACGUGCACUGUGAAGAAUGCUGGCUAAGGACUCUGGGAAACAAGAAACUCUGCCCACAAUGCAACACCAUCACGUCGCCAGGGGACCUCAGGCGUGUCUAUUUGUGAGCAGAACAGCCCGGAUUUUUUUUUUGUUUUUGUUUGACUUUUCGUUUCCAUUUUUGCUAGUGUUUUUGGUUUCCCCACUGCCUGAGGGAGUGAAGUGUCAUCCUGACCAUGAGAGGCUCGAGUACAGACUCACAAUGACUUUAAAUGGGGACUGACUUCACAAGCAUUGGACUAAUGAAGACUGUAGACUAUAAUGGCUUAUGUGAAGAGUCUUCCCGCCUCCCUCUUGUGUUGGUCCAUGGUCCACCCUCUCCAAAGUCAGCUUGGUUCCUUAAUGAGGAACCUGUUCUUCUCAGAUGAAGGAAAGAGUACUCAUUCUGUCCCUCCACCCGCGCUUCUGCUGCUCUUCGUCUCCCACUGUCGCAACUUCUUCACCAAGACCACUGACGUCAACCCGACUGGAACAUCAGCCUGACGAUAAGAAGAGACUUUAAAUGGACCACCCGAGGCUCUCCAGAACCCCUCGAUCUUGAUUCUUCAUUGUGUUCUUAUUCGCCCCAAAUCAUUACUUCUUUUGUGGUGUUCUAGUGAUGUCAACCAAAUUCAAUGAAUCAGUGCAAGCACAUGUAUAAUAGUCUCUGUAUGUUUACAGUGUUGUGAGUAAAUGACAUAGAGAACAAAACACACUUGUAUACACACGCGCACACAUGGACAUACACAUGCACAUACAGAAGUAUAUAUUGAAUAAAAGUCCCGAUUUAGUUGGGUGUGGUUUGGGUCGGGAGGGAGGGGAUAUGUUUAAAUCUUGGUGAAUUUAAAAAAAAAAAAAAAACAGAAAAGAAAACCCUCUGUAUUUUCAAAGCAGAUGUUGUCUUGAAGUUGAAGUAUUUCAUUGUACAGGAAGAAAUUUAAGUAAUAAUAAUAAUAAACUACUCGAACUAGGAAUUAAAAGAUUUAGGUGUACAUUUUUCAUUGAAAUAUGCAGUAAAAACUAGAUUUAAUCCUGAAACAAGGGAAAGUAUCUUUCUUUUUCUUUGCUUUUUUUCUAAGAAAUGGAAAUAUUUGCUUUUAUUCACCCACGUUUUUGACUUUAAUGCUGAAUGCUGUCUGUCUGUUACAAACAAUUGAAAUUAUUGCUUAUUCAUUCCAUUGAACAUACAGUAUUAAGACCCCUGACCAGUUGCAUAUCAGUUUCUUCCCUCAGAAAAGGGACUUUUCUGAAAACAUCAAACACUUAGGGUGGUUUCAUUUAUAAGUUACGUUCCGAUUUCCUCUGAGACUUCUUUGGUUUUUCCUCGAAGAAUGAACUGGAAGAGUCAAGACUCGUUUCCCUGACUGGCCGACUGACUGACUGCUCACGUUUUUCCCUAGGAUUGAGACAGUGUGCUUUAUAUUUGUACAUCUAUGUAUUCUGUGAUUUCUGUAUUGAUGUAGGCGCAAAAAAAGGAAGAAAUUAAAGGUGAUUGCUGAUCCCAACGCCACAAUAAACAGUCAAAUGUUGCAUUUGUUAUAA
Molecule: messenger RNA, 4107 nt
Organism: Sinocyclocheilus anshuiensis
Lineage: Eukaryota; Metazoa; Chordata; Actinopteri; Cypriniformes; Cyprinidae
Product: E3 ubiquitin-protein ligase RNF220-like
Exons: 17
Coding region: 567-2654 (695 amino acids)
Biological process (GO): protein ubiquitination
Molecular function (GO): ubiquitin protein ligase activity; metal ion binding
Source: RefSeq, a predicted model, not a curated record